AUGGGUGGACCUCCAAGCGCAAAGACUUAUAUGGGAUGGUGGGGUCAUAUGGGCUCUCCAGCUCAAAAGGGUAUUACCUCGUAUGCCGUCUCUCCAUAUGCUCAAAAACCUUUGGCCGGUGCUGCACAUAAUGCUGUCUUCAACCUGUUUAGACGUUUCAAGAGCCAAGUUUUAUAUCUCGCCAUCCCGGCCGGUAUCUACUGGGCGUGGUGGGUUAACUCUAGAGACUACAAUGAGUAUCUGUACACCAAAGCUGGUAGAGAAGAGUUAGAAAGAGUUAACGUUUAG
Messenger RNA from Torulaspora delbrueckii, 288 nucleotides. It is a transcript of the gene QCR8, whose product is annotated as ubiquinol--cytochrome-c reductase subunit 8. NCBI's taxonomy places the organism in Eukaryota, Fungi, Ascomycota, Saccharomycetes, Saccharomycetales, Saccharomycetaceae. The record is from RefSeq and is a predicted model, not a curated record. The coding region runs from base 1 to 288 and encodes 95 amino acids. The transcript has a single exon. Gene Ontology annotation, biological process: mitochondrial electron transport, ubiquinol to cytochrome c.